GGAGGGCUGGUGACUCAGGCGCGAAGGAGCGAGCCAGCCGGGGACAGGCCGGCCCUGCCGCGCAGUAUUCCUGGCUCCUCCGCGCGGGUGUCGGCGCUGUCACCGGCGGGCAGGCGAAUUUCCAGCGAGGUAUGGAGAGGCCGGCGCCCCUGGCCGUGCUGCCCUUCUCGGACCCGGCGCACGCCCUGAGCCUGCUCCGGGGGCUGAGCCAGCUGCGCGCCGAGCGCAAGUUCCUGGACGUGACCCUGGAGGCGGCGGGCGGGCGCGACUUCCCCGCGCACCGGGCCGUGCUGGCGGCGGCCAGCCCCUACUUCCGGGCCAUGUUCGCGGGCCAGCUGCGGGAGAGCCGCGCCGAGCGGGUGCGGCUGCACGGCGUGCCGCCCGACAUGCUGCAGCUGCUGCUGGACUUCAGCUACACGGGCCGCGUGGCGGUGAGCGGCGACAACGCGGAGCCGCUGCUGCGCGCCGCCGACCUGCUGCAGUUCCCGGCCGUGAAGGAGGCGUGCGGGGCCUUCCUGCAGCAGCAGCUCGACCUGGCCAACUGCCUGGACAUGCAGGACUUCGCCGAGGCCUUUAGCUGCGCGGGGCUGGCGGGCGCGGCGCAGCGCUUCAUCCUGCGCCACGUGGGCGAGCUGGGCGCCGAGCAGCUGGAGCGCUUGCCCCUGGCGCGCCUGCUGCGCUACCUGCGCGACGACGGGCUCUGCGUGCCCAAGGAGGAGGCCGCCUACCAGCUGGCGCUGCGCUGGGUGCGGGCCGACCUGCCGCGCCGCGCCGCGCACUGGCCGCAGCUGCUGGAGGCCGUGCGCCUGCCCUUCGUGCGCCGCUUCUACCUGCUGGCGCACGUGGAGGCCGAGCCGCUGGUGGCGCGCUGCCCGCCCUGCCUGCGCCUGCUGCGCGAGGCCCGCGACUUCCAGGCGGCGCGCUACGACCGCCACGAUCGCGGGCCCUGCCCCCGCAUGCGCCCGCGCCCCUCCACCGGCCUGGCCGAGAUCCUGGUGCUCGUGGGCGGCUGCGACCAGGACUGCGACGAGCUGGUCACCGUGGACUGCUACAACCCGCAGACCGGCCAGUGGCGCUACCUGGCCGAGUUCCCCGACCACCUGGGCGGCGGCUACAGCAUCGUGGCGCUGGGCAACGACAUCUACGUCACGGGAGGCUCGGACGGCUCGCGGCUCUACGACUGCGUCUGGAGGUACAACUCGAGCGUGAACGAGUGGACCGAGGUGUCGCCCAUGCUGAAGGCCCGCGAGUACCACAGCUCCUCGGUGCUGGACGGGCUGCUGUACGUGGUUGCCUCGGACAGCACAGAGCGCUACGAUCACACCAGCGACACCUGGGAGGCGCUGCAGCCCAUGCCCUACCCCAUGGACAACUGCUCCACCACCGCCUGCCGGGGCAAGCUCUUCGCCAUCGGCUCGCUGGCCGGCAAGGAGACCAUGGUGAUCCAGUGCUACGACCCAGACUCUGACCUCUGGUCCCUGGUCAACUGCGGGCAGCUGCCGCCCUGGUCCUUCGCGCCCAAGACCGUGACCUUGAACGGACUCAUGUACUUUGUGAGAGAUGAUUCUGCUGAAGUCGAUGUGUAUGACCCCAUCAAGAACGAAUGGGAUAAGAUCCCGUCUAUGAACCAGGUCCACGUGGGAGGCAGCCUGGCGGUCCUGGGGGGCAAGCUCUAUGUGUCAGGGGGCUAUGACAACACAUUCGAGCUCUCAGACGUGGUGGAGGCCUUCGACCCGGAGACGCGGGCCUGGAGUGUGGUGGGGCGCCUCCCGGAGCCCACCUUCUGGCACGGCAGCGUUAGCAUCUUCCGCCAGUUCAUGCCUCAGACUACAUCAAACGGGCAUGGCUUUGACCUGGACAAUGCCAGUGACUCAAAUUGGAACCGGUCCCGGCAGCGCCUCCAGAACCAGAACCAGAACCUGAAUGAGCUCCGUUAGCCCCAGCUGCCCCUGGGCCUCCAUGAGGGACAUGGUCGGGGGAGGAGCAGAGAGAGGGCCCCGUGACAGGUGGCGGGCGUGCCGAAGAGCACUGGGACCCCACUGGGGGCUCCUGCCAGCCCAAGCAGAGGGUGCCCAAGCUCCCUUCCUUUUGACCUGGGGGAGAGACCCCACCUCCACAUACACCACUGGCUUCUGAGGCCAGAUCCUUGUCCUUUGUGCCUCCUCCGUGCUGGGGUCCUCCCCCCAGAGCUCCCAUCCACAAGCAGCUGCCGUCCUGGAGGCCUCUCCUGGGGGCUCCGAGACUGGCGCUUUCUGCGCAGGCCGCCCAUGCUGAGGGGUCUCUGUGCUGACCUUCAAGAUGGCGAGGCUGGGGGCUUUUUGGGAGCCCCACUCCUCAGAUGGGCCAGGGACCCCCAAAUUUUGCUCUGUGGUGGUUCAGCUCCCGGCGAGUCCAGCCAAAGCUGUUUGUGAAGUGGACCCCCGGGUCCUGGGGGGUAAAAGCAUCUUGUAAAAACACAGCUUUCCCCCCACCCCUGGGGCCACUUGUGUGUACUCUGCUCAGGGUUAGAAUGGAGGAAGAUGCUCUGGGGUGACUGGGCCUGGGCGGCCUCCUCCCUCUCACUGGGGGAGGAGCCAAGCUCUGGCCCUGGGGGAUGCUCAGAGUGGGGGGCCACCUGCCCCAACACUCCCUUCUUAUGUGGGGGUCGGGAGUCUCCAAGGCCCUUCCCACCCACCAAGAGUCCCAAUUGACUCUUCCCAUUGGAUUUAUUUCAAGAGCGAUGCUCCUGUGGAGAGCAACGUGGGGGAGAGGCCUUAGGGACAUGGGGCUGGUCACAGAGCCCAUAGGGCUGGGAUCUCAGUCCCCCUCAGAUUCUUGCUGGCUGGGUGGGCCCUUGCUCUCCCACUGCCCAGAGCAGCCUGCCUGCUCUAGAACAGAGGGGGGUCUUCUCCCCAGGAGCUUGGAUGAUGAUGAUUUAAAACUCUCUGAAAACCUGAACAUUUCCCUUGGUGUUUUUGCCUUGGGCGGGACCCCGCCUUCGCCAUACUACGCCCUGCAGGGAAUACUUGUGAGACUGACAAUCAGCCCUUGAGGUUAAGAUGAUUUUUUUAAGUUAAGCUAAAUCACCCCAAGUUCUGAGCCCCCUCUGAGGGGUUCAGCACUCAGAGGGCAACGCCCUCUGUGUUGUGUCUUGCACUAAGUUAACUGGCUGUGCCUGCUGCACAGGAUCAAUAGGGACUGGUCAGGAUCCCCGGUGGAGAAGGUCCCUGAGAGGACAGUGACAUUUGGAGGGGACGCUUGCCAUCUGCAGAGCCUUUGGAGAAAGGGGGUGACCUUGUAGGUUGGGGAGGGGGACAAGAUGCUUGAUUUAAAAUCACAAAGGCCCCAAGUCCCAGCCCUGCCCAAGCUGGGAAAGUCACUUAAGGUCCCUUUGCCUCCACAUGGCUUUUCUGAAGCCCCCUGCAGCUCAAGCUGUGAUCCCCAGGUGACAGCAAUGCUUCUCCCCAGGAGCCAGUGUUCCCCAUCCCCUGCUUCUGGGCUCUGAGCCCCAAAUUGGGACACGUCGGUCGCUUUUUGGUAUUUCUUACUAUGAGAAGCAUCCAUCUGCCCGAGUCAGCUCAACUGUCUGAACUGUCCUGGACACCAAUAGUCCUGAAAGAAGCAGUCGCGGGAGGAUGCACCCCGUGGAUCACCUGUACAAGAGCUUGGCACCUUAAAACACUGGGCUGUUCCUGCCCUGGGGAUCCCCGUCGCCCCCAGGGCCACCUCUCCCCCACUGGCUCUUUGCCCCCCACCCAAGCCCCGGCUGUAGUCACACACUUGAACCCCGAGUUUCCCCAUAACCCCGACCUGCCUCUUUCCCUUUCCGGGAUUAGCACUGAUGAUAAGCUGGUGGUUUGUGCCUGUCGAGUGUCUGUGUGUCCGUGUGUGUGUGUGUGGUGUCUGUACUGAACUGAACUUGCCUUACAGGACAAACGCCGAAUGUCGGACUCUUACAGAGUCUCUCUAUUUAUAUGGAUCCUCUAGACUUGCUCACGGCCGUGUGAGAUGCGGAACCAAGGGCCGACGUGGGUUUGUGUAUUUAUUUUGUUUACUGGGUCAGACUUCCAUGGCCCAAGUCAUGGGUGAGGGAUCCAUCGCAUACUUUUUUGAAAUAAAGACAUUUCCUAUACGUUCAGA
This is a messenger RNA of Sarcophilus harrisii (Tasmanian devil), 4119 nucleotides long. It is a transcript of the gene KLHL21, whose product is annotated as kelch like family member 21. The transcript is spliced from 5 exons. Bases 132 to 1937 code for a protein of 601 amino acids. The record is from RefSeq and is a predicted model, not a curated record. Gene Ontology annotation, molecular function: protein binding. Lineage: Eukaryota; Metazoa; Chordata; Mammalia; Dasyuromorphia; Dasyuridae. Gene Ontology annotation, biological process: protein ubiquitination.